CCUUCUCCAAACAAAACAAUCCCACAUUCAAACAACAAAUACAAAAAAAGAGAGAGAAAACAAUUUAAAAGUUUCUUUUUUCAAGUCCUUUGGGCAUUUUUGCCCUCAUAUCAAAUAUCUUUUCUUGAUUUCCUCUUUUCUUUGUUCUUCGUAGAUGCAUGCUUUUAUUUGCAUGCAUAUAUACAAAAAAGAAAUAGUUGAGGAAGAUAUUAAUGGGGAAUGCAGUUAGAAGGAGAUAGAAGAAGCUUAUUCCUUUUUCAUAUCCUUAAUUUUCUGCAUGGCAUAAGAAUCUAGCUGGAAAGGCAAAGGAAUCAGUUCUUCCCAUUGGUGUGGUCCUUCUAUCUGUGUUCUGUUUCAAUUCUAAGCAGAGUACUUCUGAUUAUUUGGGACUUUACAGUCUAUAACAUGGCAACCAAAGUGAAGGGGAUUUACAAAUUUAUCACCAGUAUUUUUGUUGUUAAGGAGAGGGAGUUGGAGAUUGGAUGUCCAACUGAUGUUAAGCAUGUAGCACAUAUUGGUUGGGAAGGUCCCUCUGGAGGUGCACCUACUUGGAUGAAAGCAUUCAAGUCAGGGCCUGAAUUUGCAGUAACUUCUAUUAGUAACUCUGGUUCUGCUAUUUCUCCAUGGUCAUCUCAAGGUUGUGGAGAGUCGGCGAGGCAACUAACAACAGCUAACAUGUACAAAGACAUGACAACUUCAGAUGUUCCUAGUCCUCCUAUAAAACAUAAACGGAGGAAGCCUAAGUCGACAUACUCUCCAAAGUCUAGCUCACCAUCCACGUUGAGAUCAUCGCGAGCAACUAAACGCAAGGCUAAAUCUGUUGAAGGAAAUCACAAACCAGCAGCCCUAGAAGUUUCUUAAUGUUACAAGCAGGAAAAUUGCAGUUCAAAAGCACAAAAAAACGCAGACAUUGCAUAUAUCAUAGUUGUUGAAAAUCCUCAGGAUGUUGAAUCAUAUUAAGGUAUUUGAAGAGAAAGGCAAGGAGUGGGAGUAGAAAGUUAUGUAAAUGUAGAGGGGCUAGAGAGAUGGCAAACACAAAAGUAAAAUCUAAUUGUACUCAAACUUGGUGUUUUGGGAAAAUUAAACUAGAAUUUGUGUUGAUUUUUUUAUUCACUUUUUCCUUUGUUUUAUCUAUUUCCUUAUUAUUGGGACUACAAUGAGCUAGGAAGGAUGUUGUAAGGAGUUUGGAUCAUAUAGUUGUGCUGGCUGGAAUAUUGUGCCAAUGCUAAUUAUUUGAUUCAAACAAACACCAUAGUGUCUUUAAUAAUUAUUUAGCAGUACAUUAA
This is a messenger RNA of Lycium barbarum (goji berry), 1286 nucleotides long. RefSeq names its product CRIB domain-containing protein RIC11-like. Lineage: Eukaryota; Viridiplantae; Streptophyta; Magnoliopsida; Solanales; Solanaceae. The transcript has 5 exons. The coding region runs from base 406 to 861 and encodes 151 amino acids. The record is from RefSeq and is a predicted model, not a curated record.